Closterium sp. NIES-67 is the source of this 1407-nucleotide messenger RNA. The record is from the annotation of a GenBank genome assembly. Lineage: Eukaryota; Viridiplantae; Streptophyta; Zygnematophyceae; Desmidiales; Closteriaceae.
GAUCCACGCUUGAAGAGGGUGAUGGGGUCACCAUUUCCGGUGUUCUUCCUGUUGUUUCUUGAGCAGCGCCGGUCUCGGUUUGCAGUCCUGAAGUAUGCAAUCCAGAGUUGCCGGGUUGAAUGUCUUGGGCGCUGGGUGAGCCCGUAGAGAUUUUCUUGCCCUUGCUGUCCAUGACUUGUAAUCAAUGAAGUCGUUGAAUUGCAGAUUGUAGAUAGAGCAUAGUUGCUGGGAGUUUGGUCUCUGACCAGCUCUCAUACCAUAGAGAGGGGGAAUGCAGAGAGGGGAAUGCAGAGAGGAGGAGAAUGCAGAGAGAGGGGAUGCAGAGAGGAGGAGGGAAUGCAGAGAGAGGGGAAUGCAGAGAGAGGGAAUGAAGGAGGGAAUGUAGAGAGGAGGGGAAUGCAGAGAGAGGGGGAAUGCAGAGAGAGGGGGAAUGCAGGAGAGGAGGGGGAAUGCAGAGAGAGAGGGGAAUGCAGAGAGAGGGGGAAUGCAGAGAGAGGGGGAAUGCAGAGAGAGGGGGAAUGCAGAGAGAGAGGGGAAUGCAGAGAGAGGGGGAAUGCAGAGAGGAGAGGAAUGCAGAGAGAGGGGGAAUGCAGAGAGGGGAGAGAGAGAGGGAAUGCAGAGGAGGAGGAGGGAAUGCAGAGAGGGGAGAGAGGAGAGGAAUGCAGAGAGAGGGGGAAUGCAGAGAGAGGAGGAGGAAUGGAGGAGAGGAGGAGGGGAAUGCAGAGGAGGAGAGGGGAUGCAGAGAGAGGGGGAAUGCAGAGAGAGGGAGGGAAUGCAGAGAGGAGGAGAAUGAGAGAGGAGGGGAUGCAGAGAGAGGGGGGAAUGCAGAGAGAGGAGGAAAUGCAGAAGAGGGGGAAUGCAGAGAGAGGGGGAUGCAGAGAGAGGGGGAAUGCAGAGAGGAGGAAGAGAUGGAGGGGGGAAUGCAGAGAGGAGGGAAUGCAGAGAGGAGAGGAUGCAGAGAGGGGGGAAUGCAGAGAGAGGGGGAAUGGAGAGAGGGGGAAUGCAGAGAGGAGGGAAUGCAGAGAGAGGGGAAUGCAGAGAGGGGGGAAUGCAGAGAGGAGGGAAUGCAGAGAGGAGAGGAUGCGAGAGAGGCAGAGAGAGGGGGAAUGGAGAGAGAGGGGGGAUGCAGAGAGGGGAGAAUGCAGAGAGAGGGGAAUGCAGAGAGAGGGGGAAUGGAGAGAGAGGAGGAAUGCAGAGAGGAGGGGAAUGCAGAGAGGAGGGGAAUGCAGAGAUAGGGGAAUGGAGAGAGAGGGGAAUGGAGAGAGAGGGGGAAUGGAGAGGAGAAGGGAAGCAGAGAGGAGGGGAAUGCAGAGAGGAGGAAGCAGAGAGGAGGGGAAUGGAGAGAGAGGGGGAAUGCAGAGAGAGGGGGGAAUGCGGUGAGGGUAGCGUUCUUGAAUGCAAACAUAU